Messenger RNA from Zea mays, 730 nucleotides. RefSeq lists its product as uncharacterized. The record is from RefSeq and is marked provisional. NCBI's taxonomy places the organism in Eukaryota, Viridiplantae, Streptophyta, Magnoliopsida, Poales, Poaceae.
AGUCCACCACCACACAAGAAGAGGCCCCCAGUCCCCAGCCAGUCCACAGCUCUCCACUCGAGAAACCUCCAGUCCAGCUCCACCCUUCGUCCAGAGGCACAACACACACACCAUGGCUCCCAGCAAGCUUGCGGUGGUCGUCGCCUUGGUAGCGUCGCUCCUCCUGCUCACCACCAGCAACACCAAGCUUGGCCUGUUCGUGCUCGGCCAGGCUGCUCCGGGCGCCUACCCACCACGGGCUCCUCCGCCGCACCAGAUCGUCGACCUCGCCAAAGACUGCGGGGGCGCGUGCGACGUGCGGUGCGGCGCGCACUCGCGCAAGAACAUCUGCACCCGGGCGUGCCUCAAGUGCUGCGGCGUCUGCCGCUGCGUGCCGGCGGGCACUGCCGGCAACCAGCAGACGUGCGGCAAGUGCUACACCGACUGGACCACGCACGGCAACAAGACCAAGUGCCCGUGACUCCUUGUCCUUGACGAGAGCAGCAUGAGUCCAUGGGCCCACUGGCGCCACGUUUUGUAUGAUCCGACCCCGUCGGCGUAGAUGUCCGAGCCUGUAGCUAUCUAGCUUAGAUGUACGAGGUUGAUGUGCUCUGCUGUUUGUUUUUUGCUAGUACUUCUAGUGUGUAUCUUUGUGUUGACGUUGAUGGGUCUGUGUUCCUGUGUAAAAAAAAAAAAGAAGAAGUGUGCGAUGCGUUUCGCGUAGCAGUAAAAUCCAUGCAUCUGGGUUGGA